This is a messenger RNA of Athalia rosae (coleseed sawfly), 8731 nucleotides long. It is a transcript of the gene Ae2, whose product is annotated as band 3 anion transport protein. Bases 2748 to 6590 code for a protein of 1280 amino acids. The transcript has 14 exons. Gene Ontology annotation, cellular component: plasma membrane. The record is from RefSeq and is a predicted model, not a curated record. Gene Ontology annotation, molecular function: monoatomic anion transmembrane transporter activity; solute:inorganic anion antiporter activity. NCBI's taxonomy places the organism in Eukaryota, Metazoa, Arthropoda, Insecta, Hymenoptera, Athaliidae. Gene Ontology annotation, biological process: transmembrane transport; bicarbonate transport; regulation of intracellular pH.
UCGCCAGUGAGUUUCCAUCAGUUUGUUCGAAGCAGCGGCAGCUGCUCCUCGUGCCAGUAUUUAUCGCGUGGCAGCGGACCGCGACGCAAAUAUACGCAUGAUUUUGUACGCGUAUCCAGUGCUGUGGAUCAUUAUUCGAUACAUUUCUUUGCAUAUUUCCGUCUGAAUAGUUUUCUCAUAUUUGUUCAGCAUUUGAAAGCCAAAAUAAAAGGAAAUAUAAGCUACGGCGCAGGCGUGGAAUUUGUAUCAUGGAAUAUGCGAUUAGUUCGGUUUGUUGUGGUUUCUAAAAGCUGUUAGUUUCAAGUAGCGGAAAUCGCGAAGUGCAUUUGUUUUGAAAUUCGACAUAUUCACACUCUCGGGGUAUUUAAAUCGAAUCGUUAGAGAUGAAAAGUGAAAGUCAUCCGGCGUGAAAUUGUUCACUACAAAAGUGUGUAACGACGCCGUGGCGAUGUUUGUUUAGUGAGACCGUUAUAUGCGCGCAUUCGACGCUUGAGAAAAGUUUAAACUGAGGAAAAAAGAAUAGAGGAAAACAGGGAGAAGGAAGGGGAGGAAAGAAGAAAGAAAAUAGAACAAGUGACAUAACUCGCCGGAUUCAGGUGGAAUCUGGAUUGUUGCAUUUGUACGUGGCGGUUUUUGACGGCCACGAUACUUCCGGCAAGAUCUCAGCUCGGGGAGGCAGAGAAGCGCUGCUUCGAGGUGACGGAAUCAAAGGACUCCAUAUUGCUAAGAAUUAUAAGCCCCAGGUAUCUUCUGGUCUCUAGUGCGACCGUUAACGUCGUAGCGUCCGGGUCCGAAAGGCAUCAUCGUCAACGGCGUGAAGUAAGCGAAUUGCCAAGGACCUCGAGUCAGCCUCCGCUGAAACUGCAGUAUAAACUUCGUCCAGUAGCUAGCAGGACGGAGUUGCCAUCGCAGCGUCUCCUCCACAUGUGGACAUCCCCAUCGCAGCUUAGGAUCGGCAGAGCACCAAGGAAAAAGAUUCACUCUCCAUAAAACGAAUGAAAUAAGAAGAUAGAAGAAAAUAGAAAACCGCAAAGGACACGCAACACCGUCAAUCUAUAGACAGAAGAUUUUCACAAAUUCAUCGUUUGACAUCAACAUCAUGGAUAACCCUGAGAAAAGGACACCUGGAACAAAGCGGAAACUUUCUUUCCUAGGUUUUGGAAAGCGUUACUCGGUAUGGCCGUAACAAUAACAACGAUAGUGGAAGGGGUACGUCUGUGGUGGAAGGGAUGGGGUGAAAGCGUCGCGACGCCGCUGCUGCUGCUGCUGCUGCUGCUGCUUUUGCUGUAGCAUUAUCGGAUUCUGUUCAAGUUCAAGGUCGCGGAGGCUCGUCUCCGCCGUAGUCGUCGUCGCGACGACGUUACAGCGGUCGAUAUACUCUGACCUAGGCCUACCCUCGCGCCUCUUUUCCUAUUUCCGCUUCGCUUUAUUGCUCCGUUAUUUUUCUCUCUCCAGGCCCGGCGUCGCGACGCUCGCAACCUGCUUCCAGGUACUAUUCGGACUCUCCGGCACCUGCACCGCCGCGAUCUGCAGAGAUUCAAACUUCUACUUGUUGCUCUUAGCACGAUCCGAAAUUAUCGGGGCAAAAUUUUCAUCAAAUUCUAUUCCCAUUUCUAUGUACGCCGACGGUUUCCGACACACAAACUCCAGAUCGAUCGAUCGUACGUUAAAGCGACAGGCCACGAAGUAUUUUGACACUUGUUGUUUGUGCGCGGGGGAUUUUCUUUUUUCUUUUUUUUUUCUUUUCUUUCAUUAUCUGGCGAUUCGAGUAUGCAUUCAUUAGCGGUUCAUGACUUUUGAACCGAUCAAAAUUAAUCGGGGAAUUCGUACGACGACUCGUAUGCUAAUCGCCCGUGCCAACCCGACUCUGAUAUUUCCGCGUUUGAUUCACACGUGUAAUUUAUGCGCUAACGGCUCGUUAAAUUUAUCGAAAUCCCGAUAACAUUCUCGCGCUAAAACUCACGACUUUUCACGCACGUGCUCCGAACGAAUUCCUCAUCUUACUCCUGAACCGUUUUCACGCAGCGCUUUUGCGUAUCUUACGCUCGGACCAGAUUCGCCUCCACGCGUCUGCUCGGAGUGACGAUCAUUUUUUCUUUCUCGAUAAAUUCCUCGCUCUCCUUUUUCACGCUUCGUACGUAAUUACCGAAAGCAGGAUUUCCUCCUCACGGUAUUUCCGAGGCGUUCGAUAAUACGAGACACACAUAACACGUAGAACUUGACCCACUACCUGGGUCAGGGUCAACCGCGUCCCGGGAUGCUGCAGUAUCCGUAUAGGUAUACACGCGUAUAUGCGAAGACUGUCCCGCGUCGAAGGAAAAAGAUAACGAAGUAAAAUCGUCUGUUAAAUGUUGACGAAUAAAAUUGCUCGAUAUAAGAAACGGUGUACACUUAUGCGUGGCGAUAUCGAGGAGGAGAAAACGAGGAAAAGAAAGUAAAUUCUGAACGAUACUUUUCCUCCGGGGCGAACAUACAUAUGUAUAUAUCGUAGCUAAAUGGAUGCGUGAUUCUUCGUGGGAUAUACGAUAAAUGCGGGAAAUCGUACUCGCGGGUACAGGUAUACAGGCAUAGGUAUAUCGCGGUAUAAGGACGAGGCUUUUGCGCGGGCGGGUCGCCUCCUGCAACGUAGCGAUCCUCUGGUAUGGGGUUGGUAUCGACCGAGGGCGACGACGUUGGGAUUCGCGCGGGGCGCGCGGUUAACAACGAACAGAAAUUCUCCGGGGCAGCUCAUUUCAGCCCGGGAUGCCAUGCCCGAGGCUGGCGGUAGUUCCACCGGAAAGUCGUUCCUGCAAAAGGCGCGCGGCAAGGUUAUUCGGUGGCUACGGCGCUCCCUGCGAACACACCAGGUCGACGGGCAUGGCACGGAAACGGGACCAGAAUUGGACGAGGAGAUGGAGAAGGUGUUCGCGAUGGACACGGGGGAGAAAUUCAACGUUUCCCGAUUGGGAUCUCCUUCGGAAUCGGCUGGUUCUGAUCGUGAAAGAGGGGCACCUCCGAGAUACGGAGAACAGGAUUUUAAUCAACAUCGCAAACGAAGUUAUCCCCAUCCACAUAUGCCAUUGAAGAGUCUUCACUCCAGAUCCAUGAGGCGGCAUCUCUCACCAGAGGGGUCUACGUCCGAACCUGGAACGGAAGAUGAACAACCGACAACCGAAUCAAACGGAAACGGAGAAGCUCACGAGGAAAUCGACGCUUUUAGUAACGGUGGCGCAAUUCAGACAACAGGUACAGACGUAGCGUACGGGGACGGAGAAUCCGAUCACGCGAUCGACGGCGAGGCAAUUCGGGGCAAUGAGAGCGAAGCUCCGAUUUCGGAGAGGGCUGCUUCCGGGUACAACGAAAGCCCGGUUCUCGGUAGUCCCAGAGUUCAGUUUGAAAAAAUUCGCGAGGAAGGCGCGGCAAGUCCACCUCCGGAAAUUCCGCCGGUUGAGGAAGACCGGAAAACGAGACGACAUCACAAACACGAUCACAAACGCCAUCACCACAAGUCUCGAAAAUAUUCGCUUCAGGAAGAUCCGCAAUGGCGAAAGAGAUCGGGCGCUGGAAUUACGGACGGAAACAAUCCGUUCGCACGUCGAGUAAGCGUCCAACCCGACGAAGCGAGUACUCUGCAAGAACUGGAUAUCGAUGGUCUCGAGUCCCACAGAAGCGACGAUCCCAGGGGUAUGCGACGGCACAAAGCAGGACACUCUACGGUUCAUAUAGGUCGGAAAAUGGAGGGUGGAAUCCCCCAUGACACAUUUAAAAAAAUGUACGACCAUUCUCCGCACGAGGUAUUCGUCCAACUGGACGAGCUUCACGGGAUAGGGGAAGAACGUGAAUGGCGUGAAACUGCCCGUUGGAUAAAAUACGAGGAAGAUGUCGAGGAGGGUGCUGACCGAUGGGGAAGACCCCACGUUGCUUCGCUCAGCUUUCAUUCGCUCCUUAAUUUGCGUCGAUGCUUGGAGACCGGUGUCGUUUUACUCGAUCUGGAAGAACGCGAUCUUCCCGGUGUCGCUUACAGAGUCGUCGAACAAAUGGUCGUGGAGGAACUCAUCUUAGCCGAUGACCGACCUGUUGUUAUGAGAGCCCUACUUCUCAGGCACAGGCACGUCAACGAACACGAAAGAUUCCGGUUUGGUGGCAAGAGGAACUAUGCCAGCUACACAAGUUUGCAGUCAAUCUGGCUGGAGGAGGAAGAGGCUGCUCAAGAAGCCACCGAGAACCAUGUGAACCAACAUAACCUGACCGAUUCUAAACCAAAGAUCGUAUCCUCAACAUUGGCACUUGACAAAAAUCAUACAACUGUCGACAUCAAAGAAGAAUUAACGUACACAAGCAGUCACGAGAAUUUGAAGCAAGGACACAAUGACUAUAUCCUGAAGAGGAUCCCCGCUGGAGCAGAGGCCACAACUGUACUAGUUGGCGCGGUUGAUUUUCUGGAUCAACCCACGAUAGCUUUCGUCCGUCUAGCCGAAGGCGUCUUUAUGCCUUCGCUGACAGAAGUAACGAUUCCUGUUCGGUUCAUGUUUAUUCUUCUGGGUCCCCGAAACGCUAAUCUCGACUAUCACGAAGUCGGUAGAUCGAUCUCAACGCUGAUGGCUAAUACAUCUUUUCACAAAAUUGCUUACAAAGCUAACGAAAGACGAGAAUUACUAUCGGCGAUCAACGAGUUUCUCGAUGAUUCUAUUGUACUACCACCGGGAGACUGGGAAAGACAAGCACUUUUACCAUUCGAUGAACUCAAAGCAAAGAGUGAAGCCAUCAAACGAAGGAAAGCUAAGGCUUUGGAGAAAAAAGCAAAACCUACGCAAAGUGACGCUGCUGCUAAAAAAGCUCUCCUGGCUGGUGAAGAUGAGAAAAAACCCCCGUUCGAUGACCCGUUGAUCAGAACCAGGCGUCCUUUUGGUGGGCUCAUCAACGAUAUCAAGAGACGCUAUCCUUAUUACUUAUCCGAUUUCACAGACGGAUUGACCUCUACUUGUCUUGCCGCGGCAAUGUUCAUGUAUUUUGCUGCCCUUUGCACAGCGAUCACUUUCGGUGGUUUAUUGAGUGACAAAACAGACAACUUGAUAGGAAUUUCGGAAACUUUAAUAUCCGCAGCAGGGGCCGGAGUAAUAGUGGCUCUUUUCGCAACGCAACCUCUUGUCAUUAUCGGUACAACCGGACCACUUCUCCUCUUCGAUGAGAGCUUGUAUAAAUUCUGCUUAGCCAAUGAUUUGGAAUUUUUAACCCUAAGAGUAUACGUCGGCGUGUGGAUCGGUGUGAUCGCCCUGGUUAUUGCCUGUGUCGAUGGUUCUGUGCUUGUCAAAUUAUUCACCCGUUUUUCAGAAGAAAUAUUCACCGGGCUGAUAUCGCUACUGUAUAUUGUUGAGACCAUCAUGAAAAUGGCGAAAUGUUUUGAACGACACCCAUUGUUUCCGGCAUAUUGCUUCGCUCCAAACGAAAAUCUGACCAUCUCCAAUUACAAUAAUACCGAAUUAUUGACAAACGAAAGUUUCAAUGACAGCGCAAACUUGUCUGUACCACUACAGUGCACGCUGGAUUAUCUACCAGAUCACGAUGCUGUUGGUCUUAUAAACCAACCAAACACAGCUCUUAUGUGCACAAUCCUCAUCCUGGGAACUUUCCUCGGGGCAUAUUAUCUACGUAUAUUCCGCAACAGCCACUAUCUGGGUCGCAGUGCAAGAAGAGCUUUUGGGGACUUUGGGGUACCGAUCAGUAUCAUUGUUUUCGUCCUGAUUGACUUCCUCGCCGGUGUAAAAACGGACAAGUUACUAGUACCGGCAGGCUUGACGCCAUCAGCCCCUGAGAAAAGAGUAUGGUUCAUUUCGCCCGGUGGCAUAAAUAAAUCUGUUCCCAUUUGGGUUGCGCUCGCAUGUGCCGUACCAGCUUUUUUGGUCUACAUUCUGAUCUUCAUGGAAACGCAAAUAUCUGAACUAAUCAUUGACAAGAAAGAACGUAAGCUGCGCAAAGGAAACGGUUAUCACUUGGACAUCGUUAUUAUUUCGUUGAUGAACGUUGGCUGUGGUUUUGUUGGAAUGCCAUGGUGUUGUGCAGCGUCCGUACGUUCUCUGACCCAUGUUUCUUCACUGACCGUUAUGUCCACCAACCAUGCUCCUGGUGACAAGCCUCACAUUGUCGAGGUGAAAGAACAAAGAGUAAGCGGACUUUUAGUUUCGAUACUCGUUGGUUUAAGUAUUCUAAUGGCGCCAUUGCUCAGGCGAGUACCAUUGGCGGUAUUGCUCGGUGUUUUUCUGUACAUGGGUAUUUCAUCGACGAAUGGUGUUCAGCUGUUUGAUCGUGUUAAAUUAUUCUUCAUGCCCGUUAAGCACCAUGGUACAGCCAACUACGUACGUAGAGUUCAGACUUACAAAAUGCACAUAUUUACUUUGAUUCAAAUAUCCUGUCUGGCCGUUCUCUGGAUUGUAAAAAGCACCCCAGCCUCUCUCGCAUUUCCAUUCUUUUUACUCUUAAUGCUACCGCUGCGUUCUCAAAUGACACGCUUCUUCACGCCAGCGGAAUUACGUGCUCUUGAUACUAAAGAACCAGAUAACGAAGGCACAGAGGAUGAGCCAGAUUUCUAUGAGGAAGCACCUCUCCCUGGUUAGAUCGUGCCUUACCUUAUCUUAUCUUACAUUACCCUACCUUACCCUGCCUUAUUCCAAACAAUUUUCGAUUGAUACCUUCUAAAUAUCCAUUAACUACCCUUGUCACUGAUUGUGAGUUUCCGAUCCAAGUUUCCUUCAAGUCCGCAAUGUCCAAGGUAACUCGAAAAAUUUAAGCAGCCUUCAACAGAUCUAUAUUCACUCAAACGACCGUCAAUAUAUUUGAUAGAAAUGUGGAGGUUUACAUUAGUUUAGCAACAAUUAUAUAUAAAAUAUAUACACUUAGAUAGAAAAGAAAAAUGUACCAUAAGCUGUAAAUAGGUGCUCUAGAUCGGUUCAAGUUGAUUUUUUAAUGUAUAGAGUAGUGUAAUACUCAGCUGACAGUUUUUUGAUUUCGGCUCUGGUCAAUCUUUUUUCGAGUAGACUGUGGUAACGCUAACAUUUCAUUUAUAGGCAAUCGUACAGCAAUGAUGAGAAAACACAAAAAAAUUACUUAGAAGUUGAAGGCAUACGUAAUUAUUUAAUAUUAGAACGAAUAUAAUUUAUUAUCCAGAUGAUAAAAAUUAUUUCGGAAAUAGGUAUGAAAGUGCCAAAUAAGAAUUCGUUCAAUCGUUUUCAUUGCCAACUCAUAUUUAAAAACGAAGCUACUAGUAGAUGACUAUUGUGUAUUGAUCAUACGCAAUAAGAUUGUCGUCCGUGUUCUUAAUAUUAUAUCAAAAUCGUACUUUCUUAACUUUUAACUUGACCAGUUUUAACCAAUCGUUUACCUAUGAUGUAAAAGGCACGGUUGAAGUUAAUCAACGGAGGAUUGUUCCGGCUUGUUGUCCCCAUUGUCCAAACACAAUUUCCAUUCGUACCUUAUCGACGCUACCUCUAUGGGAACAGAAAAGAGCCGCGAGACAUUAAACAUUGUUGAAUCUUUAAACGGAUUAUCAAAACGUCCAUGCGGCACUUAUGUUAUAAAACAGGUAAAGAAACUUGGUUCAAAAUGCUCGACCUUUCUUGCGAUUUUCAGAGGCGUACGGAAUUCAAUCAACUGUGUAACGGUAUCGAGAAAAGUGCGCGAUUGAGCGUUAAAGUUCAAUGUUUUAUAAAAUUCAAUUGAAAUAGUGAGUCGAUCUUAAUUUUGGCUGAAAGUUUGCAUUUUUUGGUAGGACAAUAAAGUUGAUGGUGCUAUAAAAUUGUGUAUACGCGUUAGUACCUGAUCGGUGAAUGUAUGCAACGUGAUUAGAUGUGCUACGUGAAUGAGAUGAAUGGAAAAAUUUAACAUAAAUACAAAGAGGUUUCUGUUACACUUUCUAUGCGUAAAGAUAUUAUUUCUUCGAAUAAUUUCUAGCGCAUAUACAUCUUACAGGAAUUUUAAUAUUCUCCUAUUCUUCAGUUAUUUUUAAUUCAAGAAGGCUUGAGCAUUUUGAACCAAGACAGAGUAGUGUGAUAUAAUCAUCUAAUGAUGUAUUGCAAUGAAGCAGAUAUAAUCUAUCAGAUAUGAUAUACAUAUAUAUACAUAUAUAUAUAUAUAUAUAUAUACACACAUAAUACACGGUACAAGAUGAAAAAGCAAAGAAUAUAUUGUAUUUUGAUUCCGUAGAGUAUUUUAAUAAUUGAUAUUGUUAUUCAAAAGAAAGAAGAUAAAGUGUCAUCAAUUAUGACAAUACUUCUAUGAACACGUAGUACAACCAGUUAAAUAAUUACUUAAAUAUUAUUGUUAUCCAUGUAAAAUGAAUGAUCAAGAAAUGGUAACGAGUUCUCCUAGAUAAUUGUGAUAGACGACCGUGUUGCUAUAAACUAACGGUACUUAUUAUUAUUAACUUUCUGACAAAUUAGAAUUCAAUAGGUACGGCAUUAUAUCUACCUUAUAUCAUUGAUGAGACAUGUUAUAUAUUAUAUCUACACCACACAUGUAUUACCUAUAUUGAGAGAUUAUUACAAUCAUCCUUGUUAUUAAAUAUAAUAAAAGUUAUUGUAAAUAAUCAAGUUAAAAUACAGUAUUAAAAGUAAUAAUUAGUUAUAGGCUCUUAGCAGCUGGAUUAUGCCUUAAGUUUAGGAAAUAAAGAAAAUAUUUAACAUACGAAAAUGUAUAUUCGUUCGACAAGUAAAAAAAAAACAGAAAAAAAAAGUGUACACGUAACCGAAUCACAUACAAA